UUAUGUUGGUGUAGAGUAGAUCCCAAGCUUUUUUAGGCAAAUCUUAUCCGAUGACGGCUCCGUCCUCAACUCUCUCACAAUCACAUCAUUUUUCGUUUUUAUUUUUACCCAUUUCUCAGUAAUUAACAUAAGAAGCUGAAGCUUUCUAGCUAUCUUCACUUCAUUACACUUGCACACAGACGAAGACGAAGAAGACGAAGACGAAGAAGACGACGACUACACCUGAAGAUGGAGUUCCUCAACAGCCUCUGGGACGAGACCCUUGCGGGGCCGGCACCGUCUCCGGAAGUGGGUCUCGCCAAGCUCCGUAAGUACUAUUCUUUUUCAGGCGUCGGAUCCACCACCCCGUUGAUGAACAUCACUGCUGCUCCCGACGAAGCCUCUAUCUCUAGGACCGUCACUAUCCUCCGAUCCAGUCUGGAGGAUUUCCGCCACCCCAGGGUGGACUUGGAUUCGCCUCCGUCUUCUCCGGCCGUCCCCACCACCCCUACGUCUCCAUUUUCACCCACCACUCCUUCGGCGGAUUUCGAGAGGUUGACGAGGAGAAAAUCGACGCCGGAGCGAUUGGAAAGCGAGGUGCCCAGAACUAGAAGCCCCACUGUUUAUGACUGGAUUGUGAUGAGUGGUCUGGAUUGUUGAAGUUGAGGCAGCAAGCGACGAUUUCGUCUCCUUUGUAAUGAAGAAUUGGAUGACGAAGCUGUGGGUGUACAGAGAAAGAAACCAAUGCGCUUUAAUUUCCUGUUUGAUAAAAUAUUGUCUCACUCGUUAAUUAGCUAACUGUUAUUUAACUUACUUUAUAGCGCAUUUGUGAUUAUUUGUGUGUGUGUGUGUGUGUUUUGGGUGGCCUUAUUUUCUGUUUCGCGUUACAUGAAAUGACUUUCACACACGUAUUUGUUUGUUAGG
Molecule: messenger RNA, 903 nt
Organism: Diospyros lotus (date-plum)
Lineage: Eukaryota; Viridiplantae; Streptophyta; Magnoliopsida; Ericales; Ebenaceae
Product: dormancy-associated protein homolog 4-like
Exons: 3
Coding region: 229-639 (136 amino acids)
Source: RefSeq, a predicted model, not a curated record